AUGGUUUUCACUCGGGCCUUUCUUCUUGUCAUUGUGGCUUUUUCAGUUGAUGCUCUGAAAUGGAGUAACUGUGGUAAGCUAAAUAAUAUUUUUUUACAUAUUAUAGUCAAUCUUAAUUUCUUUUUUACUCAUUAAUCGAUCCGUCAAGAGUUCACGGGUUUUAUUUCCUGUUAGUGUGAAUUUGCAUUAAGUAUUGCUGCUUGUUUAUGCCCUAACCCUAACCUUACCAAACACGAUUAGCUUAUAAUUUAUAGGAAACAUACGUUUCAAGCUGUUUCAUGAAACGGUAUUACGCGAAUUUCAAAAAAUUAGCAUCGCGUUAAUUUUCUUCGGCAAACGUCAAUUGUCGUGCGAUUAAUUAAGUGAAGCGUUUAAUAUUAUUUUUGCCCAAAAUUCUCGAUACAAUUUGACAUUCUUGACACGCCUAAGAAUGAAAACCUAUUAAGAAGGAGGAGUAUUUUAUCAGGUUGGUGAUCCACCAGUAUUCAGGAAACUGUGAAGAACCCUCGAAUUGGGCAGAUUUCUUCGCUUGACCCCUUUCGUUCGUUUAGGGAAAGUACCGACCACGAACUAAGUUUCCAUUUCAGUAUCAGUACGUUUAAAUUUGUUCCUGUUGUUCCAACCGCAAGUUUUGUCUUUUGUGAACAUAGCGUUAUUUUUUAAUUCGAUUCUUAAAUUUCAAAUACUUCAAUUCCGUCAUAGAACGUUAAUUUCCUAUAAUAAGGUACUUCCUCAUUCCGCGAGGGUUAAUCAUAGCAAGAAUUUUACCAACGAUUUUCAACAUUUCUUUGCAAUUGUUUCUAGUUCACUGCAGGCUUAAUUUUCUUGUUUCCACUUCCGAGAAUGUUCCUCAAAACUGACCAACAAAAAAGUUCAUCUGUUUGUAUCUUUGAAGACAGGGCCCUUAUGUCCGUUUUUUUUUUUUCAUCGCAUGAAAGAUAAAAUUAUGAUAUGGUCCACUUAUAUCGUGAUCCAGAGGUCCUCACAAACAACCAGGGUAACCAAAAAGCUUACUAGAAAUGGAUAUUAUGCGAAACUUUCGCAAAAUGGGGAGUACAACUUCAAACCUUACCAACCCAUCCCUUAUUUGCCAAAACGUUAAUUUGUUUCCUGUUUUGCUUGAACAGAUGGUAGCUCUCCUGUACAAAUAAAGGACAUUAGCCUCUCUCCACACCCUGUGAUCCUUCGAAAGGGGGCAAAAGUAACGUUCAGUGGAAAGUUCAAGGUAGAGAGUGCUGUUGGAAUUAACUAUAAACUCGACGUUACGUUGAAGCGAGAGGGCUGGUGGGGGAUAUGGAUUCCAAUCCCUUGCUUCGGAAAGUGGUAGGUAAAUUAAAAUUAAAUCGAUCAGUUACAAAAUAACAACAAAAAAAUGAGAGAAAAGACGUUGGUUAUAUUUUCACACCGAACAAGAGACGGAAUAGAAAAAUUGUAACUUGUAUAUGUUAAUUCAGAGUUAUUUUUAGAAGCAAAGGUGGUGCAGUGGUUUUGACUGAGCACUUGCCUCCCACGAAUCGACUCCGGUUCAAAUCCUGCGGUCGACGCCAUAUGUGGGUUGAUUGUUGGUUCUCUCCCUUGUUCAGAAUUUUUUUUUUCUAAAAAAUCAACACUUUCACCUACUCCCGUUUGAUCUUGAUCAUGAACGCACGGACACGAUUUAAUCCCAUGUCAGCGAAGCAAAUUCCGAAAUCAGCGAUUAGGGGAAUUUUUGUUUCUGGAAUCCGUAAUCCGGAAAACUUUGCUUGUGGAAUCCGAAAUCCUGGGCUUUGGAAUCCGGAAUACAGCUUAAGGAAUCAGGAAUCCCACUAUCGAUUGGAAUCCAGAAUCCAAGCUCCACUGAAAAAAAUCCAGAAUCCAAGGCGUACUGUGAUUCCCUUACAUGCUGUUCGAACGAUUAAACACGAGUUCUUAAGAACUCCAUAAUGAUUGAUGGUUAAAAAGAAAACUACAAUUUUUCUCUGUUGCUACCUUUUAAAAUCCCUAAAUUGAUGAUUCACAAAAGGGGUCACCUAUUAAUGGAUUUGUGGAGAAAAAUAUAUUUAAAACAUUUUUCCUUUAAAAUUGUUACCAAUUUUCCUGUGAGUAAUAAUAAUUGCGUGCGUUUCUUUACAGUACUCAUGACAUCGGAUGCAAUCAAUUAAUUACCUUGUUAGAAGGAGAAAGAUGCCCUCUCCGGUCGCCAAAAGAGUACAUCGUGAGAAAACAGGAGCACGUUUUGCCAGACGUCAAUAUUCCUUCAUUUUUGACUAGUGUAAGUAUCUAUACAAUGAAUACACACACUAAAUCACUCCCUCAGCAGGAUGACGUUAGAGAGCUUUAGAUUGGAGAACGACGAGGACGUCAUUUAAUUAAUUUUACGUUUUCACGCCUAUUCUCUAAAAAUAGGGACUUCGGAAAGCAUCAUUGUAACUUUUUUUCACCACAAAAGUCAGUUAGCUUAUUUCCGUUGAAGGUGUUAAAGCCCUCUCCCGAUCGCUAAAUGAUAAAAUUCCUAUUAACAUUUGAUAACUCGUUUUCGCCACUACGACAUAGAAUGACGAUGGCUAUCACGUUCACAUUUUCCCGCGAAAAUGACGUUGGUUCGCACGCUCGCGCUACUCAGUAUUGGGAAAAUAACGUUCUCGUAGUAGUCCUCGUCUUAAAAUCUGAAGAUCUCUAUAUAUUAAAACGGGGAAGGGAAAAGUGAAAAAAAAAAGAAAAAGAAAAAGAAAAAAUUGUAACAGAAGCUAACUCGAACGGCCUAGCCCUAUCAAUAACUCCAUGUCCAAUUCUCUGCUUAGUUCUAGUUUUUAAUUUUCUCGUUCUGCGGUACCUGUUUGCUUUAAAUCAGAUACGAGUAUUUUGAUAUAGAUAGACAUAAAAUAAAUGUACAUAACAAGAUAUAUAUAUAUAUAUAUAUAUAUAUAUAUAUAUAUAAUAUUUUUUCUACAUACAGGCUUCAACAUUUUAUAUUCGUUAUGAGUGUAAGAGGUUACUACACAGUGAGAGGAUAAUUAUGUGUUUGACGUAUGUUAUGACACAUUUGACUUCAGCCCUCAGACACCUUAUUUGCUAUCCUUUUGUGUUACGUAUUUUAGGGCACGUACAAGGUUCAGGCAGAUCUGAGAGAUAAAGCAAGCAACAAGAGGAUUUCUUGUGUAGAGGCCGUCGUGACAAUAACUGAAUAG
Molecule: messenger RNA, 3167 nt
Organism: Porites evermanni
Lineage: Eukaryota; Metazoa; Cnidaria; Anthozoa; Scleractinia; Poritidae
Source: the annotation of a GenBank genome assembly